AUUUCAUAGCACAUUCAAAGUCUUUUCCAAAUCAACAGCACCAUUUCAGAUGAAUAACAUCAUAACUAUUCUCGCCGUGACGACAGCAGUGGUCUGCGCUCAAAGCGAACGCGGUCCCGGUUCCUAUGGACCUCCCGAAACUCCAUAUCUUAGAUAUGUGAACCAACGGGGACAGAGGGAAUAUCACGAUAUUAUGAUGAACCGCAAAUUGACCUUUGCUGAGCAGAAAGCAAAAAUCGACGAGUGGGCUGAAAAAUAUAAAGUUAAGGACAAAGUCGACGAAUACAAUGCUGAGAUGGCUAAAAAGAAGGAAGAAGCAGAACAGAAAGUUUCUGAACUCAUCGGUAAAUUGGCAGACGCACAGAAAAAAGUUUCUGAACUUUUCAAAAAGGAAGACCAAACCCCUGAGCAACUCUCUCAGGCUUUGGAAAGUCUUAUGAAGGAAGAUCCCGAGGUGCACAACGUUCUGAUAUUUGCUUUCCUUCAAUUCAUGAAGGGAAUAGGAGGACCAAAUGGACCAGCUGGCCCAGGAGAAUUUGGACCAGGCCCAGAAGGACCAGGAGUACCAGGAGGUCCAGGGGGACCAGGAGGGUCAUGGGGACCAAUGGGACCUCCACCUUCACCUCUAAGGCCAGGCGGUCGCGCAUGGGCACCAGCUGGUCCAGGAGGACCAGGGCCAUUCGGACCAGGAGGCCAGGGAGGCCAGGGAGGAUUAGGAGGACCAGGAGGUUCAGGGGGACCGGGAGAACCAUGGGGACCAGCUGGCUCAGGAGGAUCAGGACCAUUCGGACCAGGAGGCCAGGGAGGACCAGGAGGACCAGGAGGACCAUGGGGACCAGCUGGCCCAGGAGGAUCAGGACCAUUCGGACCAGGAGGCCAGGGAGGACCAGGAGGACCAGGAGGACCAUGGGGACCAGCUGGCCCAGGAGGAUCAGGACCAUUCGGACCAGGAGGCCAGGGAGGACCAGGAGGACCAGGAGGACCAUGGGGACCAGCUGGCCCAAGAGGACCAGGACCAUUUGGACCAGGAGGCCAGGGAGGCCAGGGAGGACCAGGAGUACCAGGCGGCCGUGGACAGUGGUAGAAUAUCAACGCUGCAGCAACCGAA
Cylicocyclus nassatus is the source of this 1108-nucleotide messenger RNA. NCBI's taxonomy places the organism in Eukaryota, Metazoa, Nematoda, Chromadorea, Rhabditida, Strongylidae. The record is from the annotation of a GenBank genome assembly.